Danio rerio (zebrafish) is the source of this 2951-nucleotide messenger RNA. The record is from RefSeq and is a predicted model, not a curated record. NCBI's taxonomy places the organism in Eukaryota, Metazoa, Chordata, Actinopteri, Cypriniformes, Danionidae.
CCUGUUUGUUUCCUGUCGGAAGGAAUAGAAUGUAGCGCACUUUUCGCGGAUGUGGAAGUGUAGUACAGUAAUAAACAAAAACAAACUAAUCAAAGCAGAAUAUCAUACAUUUUAUACUUUACUGUUCGCGAUGGCUGUCAACGCGGUGCAUUUAGAGUCGGACGCGUUUCUGGUGUGUAUGAACCACGCGCUGAGCACCGAGAAAGAGGAGGUGAUGGGGCUCUGCAUCGGAGAGGUGGACACGAACCGUAUAGUGCACAUUCAUUCAGUGAUCAUCCUGCGGCGCUCAGACAAGAGGAAAGACCGAGUGGAGAUUUCACCAGAACAGCUGUCAGCAGCGUCCACCGAGGCCGAGAGGUUGGCAGAGAUGACGGGACGUCCCAUGAGGGUUGUGGGCUGGUACCACUCUCACCCGCACAUCACAGUGUGGCCUUCGCAUGUGGAUGUUCGCACUCAAGCCAUGUAUCAGAUGAUGGACCAGGGCUUUGUCGGACUCAUCUUCUCCUGCUUUAUAGAGGAUAAAAACACAAAGACUGGUAGAGUGCUGUACACCUGCUUCCAGUCUGUACAGGCCCAGAAAGGCUCAGAGUAUGAGCGGAUCGAGAUCCCAAUCCAUGUCGUUCCACAUGAAGCCAUUGGGAAAGUGUGUCUGGAGUCGGCAGUGGAGUUACCCAGAAUCCUCUGUCAGGAAGAGCAGGACACGUACAGGAGGAUUCACAGUUUAACUCACCUGGAUCCGAUCACAAAGAUACAUAAUGGAUCAGUGUUCACGAAAAACCUGUGCAGUCAGAUGUCGGCCAUCAGCGGGCCGCUCUUACAGUGGCUGGAGGACCGACUGGAGCAGAACAAACAGAGCAUCAUCACACUGCAGAAGGAGAAAGAGCUGCUGACGCAAGAGCUGGCGGCAUUGUAAGAACAAAUCACUCAUUGCACACUCAUUUCUCUCCUCGAAUGUUGGCUCUGCGGCCACUCUUGGAUGGGAGAUUAAAGACAGGACGUCUGUUAGUCCACAUUUCUGUGACCUCAGCACAUUUUGCUGAGCUACACUUGAAAAAUGCUGUUCUUACUGCGAGGUUUUGUCUCGUUUCUAGUCUAAAUAUCUCUAAAUUCUUAAAGUAUUUUCUAGACAAGCAAAACAUCAGAAAUAAUGAGUCAAAAUGAAGUGAGUUUUUACUUAAAACAAGUUAAAUAAUCUGAUAAUGAGGUGAGUUUUGAAAUAAAAUUAUUUUUCUGACUCCAUUGUCAGAUUAUUCGGCUUGUUUUAGGGAUAAACUCACUUCAUUUUGACUCAUUAUUUCUAAAAACAAGACGAUAUUUAAUGCUUGUCCAGAAAUUUUAGAUAUAUAGACUAAAUAUUUAGAUAUCAAGACCAAAAACUCUCAGUAAAAACAGCAUUUUUUGCAGUUUAGUCUCAGUUUCUUCCAGCCAGAAUUGGAGUUAUGAGUUCUCCUAGUGCUGGCUGGGCACAACUCUUUUAAUCCUACAUACGGUGGCUCAGAGAGUUCAAAUGUGUCUCAAGUUAAAGGGUUAGUUCACACAUAAUUGAAAAUAUACUCAUUAUUUACCGUUCCUCAUGCUGAGUUUCUUUCUUCUGUUGAAUAUUUGAAGAAUGUUGGAAACCUGUAACCAUUGACUUGCAUAAUAUGACAAACAAAUACUAUUGAAGUCAAUGGUUACAGGUUUCCAACAUUCUUCACAAUAUCUUCUUUUGUGUUCAACAAAAAAAGAGAAACUCAAUAGUGAGUAAAUGUUGACUUAAUUAAAUUGUUUUAGUUUUCACCCCUGAAAAAUGUAGAAAAAAUUUUCAUCAGAUUGUCACCACGCACAUAUAUUAAUUGAUACAGAUAUUAAAUAAAUGUAAAUAAUAAUUAAUACAGAAAAACAUUGAAGGACACAGUGGAAAUGUGUCAGGGAGCCCAAAAAGUGACAGACCAGAUGCUUUCUGUUUAGAGUAAGCAGUUCAUUUAAUAUUAAUUGUGCAAUUGGUCAGAAUAUUAUGGAUAGAAAAUAUACAGAAUAAUAAACAAAAACUUGCAUACUGCUCUCAAAAGACAGAUUUUUUGCUUAUUAUUCUGUUUAUUUUGAUCGAGCACCUGCUUAAAGUGUCUUUAGGAUGUGCGAACUCUGAGCUUUGAUCUAUUGGCUAAAAAUAUACAAAGAAGAAACUGUAAGCUGUAGACAUUAAAGGGAUAGUUCACCCAAAAAUGAAUGUUCAAUCAUUAUUAUUUCCUCUUCCUCAUGUGAUUUUGAGUUUCUUUCUUUGGUUGAACACUGAAGAAGAUAUUUUGAAGAAUGUUGGAAACCUGUAACCAUUAACUUCCAUAGUAGGAAAAACAAGUACUAUUGAAGUGAACGGUUACAGGUUUCCAACAUUCUUCAAAAUAUCUUCUUUAGUGUUCAACAGAAGAGAGAAACUCAUUAAGAGUGAGUAAAUGAUGACAUAACCUAAUUGUUUUGUUUUUAUCCCCUAAGAAAUAUAGAAAACAUUGGGACAUUAAAGGGAUAGUUCACUCAAAUGUAUAUUUACUCAUUAUUUACUCUUCCUGAUGUGGUUUAACAUUUUUAUGAGUUUCUUUCUUCUGUUGAAGACUGAAGAAGAUAUUUUGAAGAAUGUUGGGAACUCUGAUUGACUUACACAGUAGGAAAAACAAAUACUAUGGACAUCAACGGUUACAGAUUUUCAACAUUCUUCAAAAUAUCUUCUUUAGUGUUCAACAGAAGACAGAAAGCUUAUAACUUGCAGCACAUCUGAACUCUCUCAGCCGAUGUACCUUCCUGUUAUUCGUCAUGCCAUUGCACACACGCACGCUGUUUUCUCUGAAGCUCUAGUGUGUGUAUUCGCUCCACACAUUAUUUACUUGCUCUGUUCCUGCAUAAACUGUAAAUCUCUGAAUGUACAAAUGUGUCAGUUUGAAAUGACAUCGUAAAAUAAAAAAUUAAAUCAUUAAAAA